Molecule: messenger RNA, 1502 nt
Organism: Daucus carota subsp. sativus
Lineage: Eukaryota; Viridiplantae; Streptophyta; Magnoliopsida; Apiales; Apiaceae
Exons: 2
Coding region: 13-1449 (478 amino acids)
Source: RefSeq, a predicted model, not a curated record
GCACUCACAUUAAUGAAGAAGGCAUCCCUUUUUGAGUGUGAUGCUUGUCAUGAGGAAGCGAAAGACUCUUCAUAUGUUUGCACCACCUGUGACUUCUGCAUCCACAAGACUUGUGCCUUUUCACCCUUGAUUAUUCCGUCGCCUACUUAUCACCAUCACCCUCUCACUCUCGUCUACUCUGUUCCUGACAUUCAUCUAUGCUUUAAGCAAUACUGUGGUAUCUGCCGCCAAUCUGUUUACCGCAGCUGCUGGGUGUAUUAUUGCCACAAGUGCACAUAUUUUGUGCACAUGAAAUGUUCUACAUCCACAAUAUUCAUGGUAAAUGGGAAUGAAUCGGAUGACAUUGAUAAUGAACCUGAUCUGGUGCUAUUUCCUCUGCCUAGCCAGGAAUCAAUAUUUGAUCUCAUUGUGACUCAGUGUUGCAAGUCCCAACUCAACUUUAAAGGUGAAGGUGAAAUCAGUAUUACUAUGUCAGUAAAAUCUGAUGAUCCACACAUUAUUGAAAAACACUGGAGUCACCAGAUGCAUCCAUUACAACUGCUCCAGUUUACUAUCUGUGAGAACGAUAGCGGCGACAGUGAUGAUGAUGAUAAGAGAGAGCUGAUAUGCAACGGGUGUAUUCAACCUAUAACCGUUUCCCAUCCCUCUUACUAUGCUUGUAUCCAGUGUGGUUUCUUUCUCCAUUCUUUUUGUGCGACUAUGUUGCCACAAGAGUUGCCUGUAGGAGCAUCGCAUUUUCACCCCGACCAUUCUCUCGUGCUUCAGAUGAAGGAUAACUUGUAUGAUGUUGUGCGUUGUGGAGUUUGCAACAUUUUGACAAAUGGAUUCUACUAUCACUGUCAGGAUUAUGAUAUCUGUGUUGAUAUCCGUUGUGCAUUCUUACCGACCAGAAUAAAAUACAAAUCUCACAAGCAUCACUCCCUUGUUCAGCGGCCAUCUUCGAAUUCUACCUGCAGUGUAACCACGAAUCAAAAUGAUGUUGGGGUGGAAUAUGCAUGUGAAACCUGCAGUACUUUCCAGAUCCAUAUAUUUUGUGCAAUUUUACCAAGUAAGAUGGAACACAAAUAUGAUGAUCACCCCUUGACCUUGAGAGUUCCACCAUUCUUCUACGAAGGAGCAUUCUACUGUGAAAUAUGUGAGGAACGAGUUAACAACCAGGAGUUGCUCUACCAUUGCAGUGAAUCUGAACAUUCUUAUCACUAUUAUUGCGGGUUUUUGCUCAACAAUGUCAAGUUAGGAGGGACAAUUAAGUUCAUUAUUGCGGAUAAACCACACACACUUGCAUUAGUUUUGAAGAGUCCUACAAGAAAGACGUCCUCAUUCACUUGUUCCCUGUGCUUCGGUUUUAUGAAUACCCUCAGUUUAUUUUUCGAAUGUGAUGGCUGUGGACUUCUCGCAUGCUUGCGCUGUGCACUCUCAGGCCAGUUGCAACAGAUUGCACUGAAAUGAAAUUCAAUACUUCCUUCGAAUGUUCAUUAUUCUGUUCAUUUGGUUUAUUUUUU